This is a messenger RNA of Aureococcus anophagefferens, 255 nucleotides long. RefSeq lists its product as hypothetical. The annotation marks the transcript as partial. Gene Ontology annotation, biological process: SCF-dependent proteasomal ubiquitin-dependent protein catabolic process. NCBI's taxonomy places the organism in Eukaryota, Pelagophyceae, Pelagomonadales, Pelagomonadaceae. Gene Ontology annotation, cellular component: SCF ubiquitin ligase complex. The transcript has a single exon. The record is from RefSeq and is a predicted model, not a curated record.
GACGCUGCCGUGUCCGCGGUCGCGAUGAACUGUCCGUUACUCGAAGACUUGAACUUGUGGGACUGCGACGGCGUCACCGACGAAUCCAUCAUCACGCUCGUUGAGCGAUGCCCCAAGAUCAACUAUCUACAGCUGCAAGGCACGUCGAUCACAUGUGCUGCUCUCGUUGCGCUGGCGGCCGGUGAGUGUCCGCUUCAUGACUUGGGGAUUGAGGGUUGUUCACAUGUGUCCGACGCUGGUGUGAUCGCGAUGGUA